AUGAACGACGUUCCUGUCGUCUAUACCAUUUCCCCAUUUCUAAUAUCGGAUUUUGUCCUCGACAUAUGUGGAGGAGGCGAUUAUGAGCGUUCACCUUUGGUCAUCACAACAACACCGACGCCGUGUCAAUACUUCGAAUUGCAAACCAAUGGCAACAUUCUAUGUCAGAAGACUGGGAUGGUCUUAUUUGCUUCCAACGAGGAUGAUCCCACCCGUUAUGAAGUUCUUCAGUGUCGUCCCAAUUUAAGUGCUCGACAGUUGUGGGAUGUUCGUUGGAACAAUCGGAAAGGGUGUACCAUAUGGAGUGUGAAAUAUCCGACUCUUUGUAUGACCAUUGAAGAUGGUCAAUACUCAGAUGACACCUCCAUAGUCCUUCAACCCUAUGACAAGAGUGUCAAUCAGCACUUCAUUCUUACUCAACACAUUAUUUAA
Molecule: messenger RNA, 432 nt
Organism: Entamoeba invadens IP1
Lineage: Eukaryota; Evosea; Mastigamoebida; Endamoebidae
Exons: 1
Coding region: 1-432 (143 amino acids)
Source: RefSeq, a predicted model, not a curated record